AUGGCCCGAGUCUGUCUCGAGGUCGAUUUCAGCGGUGUUUUCAGGGGAUUCACCGAACUCACUAUCACUCCCACUACAGACGCUCUCAAGACGGUCAACAUCCAUUCGAGGCAGGCGAAUAUCCACAGAGUCCUCGUCACCCCACCUCACGCUCACGCUGCCCCCGCUCACGCUGAUUUCACCCACUUCGACCCUCAGUCGAAUAUCGCCCUUAGCGAACGCCAUGGCAAAGACGGCAAGAUCGACGUACACCGCCAUCCCGAACUCAAGCGUAAAGUCUAUUCUGCCCUUUCUGAAGGCGAUGAAGGCGAGCUGAGUAUUGUCCUCCCGCCUCGUUGUAUCUCGCGUGGCGUAGGCGAUCAGGUUUCCCUACUUCCUGAUGAGCCUUCUGCUCAAGAUAAGGAGAAGCGGAUUGACGAGACAGACGUUGAGAAAGAUAAUAACGAUAAAGAGCAAGCAGAGAAAGAUGCAGGCCACGCAGAGAAUGGUACAGAGCAAUCAGUGCAUAAAGACGAGCAAGCAGAGCACAUGGAUGACAAAGAGAAGGAUAAAGAGAACCACAACCAAGAAAAGCACGACGAGAAUGAGAAAGAGAAGCAAAAGCAAAGCGAGAAAGAAAAAGAGAAAGAAAAGGAGAAGGAAAGCAAGGAGGCUGCUAACAACUCUCAAGACUUCGCCCCUCUCACCAUCUUCGUUGAGUUUUCUAUCACUCAUCCAUUCGAAGGCCUACAAGUCGUCAAGCCAACAGAAACUUCCCCUUAUCGCAUCCCUCACAUUUACACCUCUCCUACAUGCCCCGAUGCUGCCCGCUGUUGGGUCCCCUGUAUUGACAGUCUUUGGGAGAGAUGUACGUGGGAAUUGGAAUAUAUCACUCCACGCUUUUUAAGUGCUGUUGGCGAGGAUGGCGUUGAAGGUGAACAAGAUGAGCCUGUCGUUGUCGUCUCUUCAGGUGAUUUAGUCGAACAAGUCGCUCAUCCAUCGAUAUCCUCCAAGACUAUCUUCCACUUUGCUCAAUCUCUACCCACUUCCGUACAGCAUAUUGCUUUUGCAGCUGGUCCUUUCAACGUCCUACCAAUACCGCAUACUUCUAGCACCACCCAAUCCACUUCCCUACACGCUUUUGGUCCACCUGGUUCUGCUAAAGAGUUGGCCGCCUCCGUAGCUAUAGUUCCACGUGCUCUUCAUUUCUACAGCUCAGAGCAUGGUAUGUACCCAUUUUCUUCCUUCAAAGUCGUUUUCGUGCAUGAUCCUCCGGUAGACGUCACUGUGUAUUCUACUGUCGUUAUCAUGUCUCUAGAUCUUCUGCACCCUGCAUCUGCUAUCGAACAGACGUUGGAUACUCGCCAUAAAAUAUCACACGCUCUUGCCACUCAAUGGUCUGGUAUUAAUAUCAUGCCAAGAUCUUGGUCUGAUAUGUGGCUAGUUCAAGGCUUAGCUAGCUAUAUUGCAAAUCUUUUUUUGAAGAAAUCUAUGGGUAACAAUGAGUAUUUCUUUAGAAUGAAGAAGGAUAUGGAUCGUUUAGCAAUGAAUGAUACGGGCCAACUACCACCACUUAGCGUACCAAAUGCGCUUGAACCACCAAAUGAUAACGACGCACCAUUUUUACUCUUGAAAGCACCACUUGUCUUGCACAUUCUCGAUAGAAAGCUAUCUAAAUCUGGUACAGCUCAUGGAUUGUCUAGAGUUCUGCCAAAAAUCUUCCUGGGCGCGCUUUCUGGUGACGUUAUUAUAUCAACAAAUGGAUUCUUGAGGACUUGCAGAAAAGUUGCCGGAGUUGAUUUAAGAACGUUUGCUGAUCAAUGGAUUUUUGGAUCUGGUACACCUAGAUUCAUGAUUGGAGCCAAUUUUAACAGAAAGAAAAUGUGCGUUGAAAUGACAGUAAAGCAAGAAUCACCAGCAUAUGACGCACAUACACCCGAUACACCUGAAAUUCAUUUUAACAGGCCAACCCAAGUUUUUGAAGGUCAGAUGACUGUUAGAAUUCACGAAGCUGAUGGUACACCAUAUGAGCAUGUUUUGGAUAUAAAGGAACCCAACAAGAGAUUCGAUGUGCCUUUCAACACGAAAUAUAAGCGUGUUAGAAGGAACACAAAGCGUUAUCAAGCUAGACAAGCUGCUGCUGCUGCUGCUGCCCAAGGUGAUGAAGAGGCUGCUGAGGCUAUUGGUAUGAUAGAUUUGGGUUUCCAGCUCAACGAUUGGGAACAGGAAUCGGAGAGAGACAGAUGGAAGGUAGAAGAUUGGACCGAGGAUGAUGAAGCUGCUAUGUCACAAGCAACGUACGAGUGGAUCAGAGUUGAUGCAGACUUUGAAUGGAUCUCCAUGAUUACUUUUGAGCAACCUGAUUUCAUGUGGGUGUCCCAACUACAGCGUGAUAGAGAUGUUGUUGCUCAGUUGGAAGCUGUCCACGCGCUCAAGUCUAUUCCUUCCAAACUGGUUUCCACUCAACUAACCAGGACUGUUCUGGUCACCAAUUACUUCUUUAGAAUUAGAAUGGAAGCUGCUAUGGUGCUGCAUACCUGUGCAACUCCUGAAUUGGAUUAUGUUGGAAUGUUCCACCUCUUUAAGAUAUUCCAGUCAAGAUUCUGCUAUCCACCUCCGCAAGAAAUUAUGGAUCCUUUUGGUUUCAAGUGUAUACCGCUGGCUAACAACUUUGACGACCUCAGCGAAUAUUUCGUUCGUAAGGCUGUCAUCGUUUCUUUAACUUCUAUCAGAGAUCAAACGAGUAGAUCUAUGCUGAACAUUAGAGAGUUCCUCGUCGAUCAGCUCAAAUACAAUGACAAUUCGACAAAUAGAUACUCAGACAGCUAUUACCUAUCUGGUAUCAUCAACUGCUUGGCUAUCGCACUAGUGCCGACGGUUCAGCAUGAGGCCAGCGUACUUCAACAGGACGAGGAUCCGGAUGCAGAUGACCAUCCAUUUGGUCCCCUCAUUCGACGUGCUGCUGUCGAAGAGGUUGAGAGGUAUAGAACCAUGGAUAGACUCGUACCAUCUUAUCAGAACGUUAUAUCCGUAGCUACCCUUGAAUUCAACGUCAAACUAAUGAUUGCCGGUAUACUACCAUACAACGCACCUUUGUUUAUUCCUUAUACAAGAGAGGGUAACUAUCCUCCUUUAAGGAUAGUCGCUUUCGAUUGCUUGAUGCUGCUCGGUUCUCUCCGCCAUCGACCAAUUAUUCAAUAUUUCUCAACAAUACUUGGAUACGAUGAAUCAAGAGUAGUCAGAAGGUCGCUUGCCCAAUCGAUGAUCGAAUCGCUGAUUGUUCUCAUGGCCACUGGGGAAUUGGCUGCUAUUCAGAAGAAGGAACCGCAAUUCAUUGAAGAAGAUGCUAAGCUGAGCGAAGCGAAAGAGAAAGAUUCUAGUAAGAGCGAAUUGGAUCGGCAGUUGAAGGGGCUUCGAAAGGAUGUCGGAAAAAUUGCUAGUUUGAGAAUGGGUAUCAUGGCUGUGUUGCUAUCCCCUCAAGUCGAUUACCACGUUAGAUGGACGCUGCUACAGCUCUGUGAUGUUCUAUACAAAGGCAAUGCUGAGCCGUUACCUAAAGUUAAAUUCAAGUUACCUGCCCCAGCACCUCAUCAGCCAGCAGAGCCAGCAUCUGCAAUGCCGAUGAAGAUCAAGCUCAAGGCGCCGACGUCACAACCAGCGCAGCCUGUACCAGUCAGUAUGGAUCCCGUUGUGCCGGUUCGUAUGGAAGAUGAGACACCUGAGCCUGAAGUACCAGAGAUGAAUGGUACAGCAAACGGACACGUUACUGAACCUGUUGGUGGAGGUGGAUUGAAUGUUUCGCUUAGAAAGAAGAAAGACAAAGCUGUUCCUCAAGCUCAAAGGAAUGGUAUGGCUAGUCAAGACGUCACUGCUUGUAGAGCUCUUCACAAGCGCUUACAAUCACACAAGUUGGCAGGGUGGUUCUUAUAUCCAGUUGACCCAGUCAGAGACGGUGCGCCUGAUUACUUUUCGGUGAUUAAAACGCCAAUGGACAUUGGAACCAUGGGAGCUAAGUUGGAUGGUGGACACUACGCCAACAGGUUCGAAUAUGAAGCUGAUUUUAAGUUGAUCGUUCAAAAUGCAACGACUUACAAUGGUCCAUCGUCACCAGUGCACAAGACCGCGCUGGAGCUAGAUGCAGUCUUCGAUAAGCAAUGGCAGCGAAUGACGAACACGCUCAAUGCCGCUACAGGACGUAAGCCUACUGUGCAAGUCAAUGAUAAGAUGACAAGUCCUCCGACGGGGCCAGAACCAGCACCAGCACUAGAACCAGAACCAGAACCAGAACCGGCUGCGGCAAUUUCUUCGCCAUCUAAACCAAGUCCACCUCCAGCACAACCAGCCAAGCCUAGGCUUUCUCUUAAGCUGAAACCGCCUAAGCCUGUUGAUAGUAAUGGCGAUAAGGAAAAGCAACCUGAAGCUAAUGGGGUGGUGGAUACAGCGGCAGCACCGCAAACUGCUCAAUCAGAUGCGCCUGAACCAGAAUCAACCGCAGAAAAAAUCCAGACUGACGCUACACCAGCUGACACACAGCCUGUUGCAGCACCAAGUAUGCAAGAAUCUCAAUCUCAACCUAUUCCUGAAGCUCCGGUCACGGUAUCAGAGGCACCAGAAGAACCUAUGGAAAAAGCACAGUCAGUUCCAGCUCAACAGAGUCUACCAGAAGAAAAUGAACCUACGUCUACGCCUGCGCCUGUUCCAGCUCCUACUUCUGCUCCAGUGCAGAAUGGCAACGAAGACGCACUCGAUGAUGAGCUUCUGGCUCUGUCAGAUAACAAACCAGUGCAAAAAAUGCCUCCACCUCCCAAAGCAUCUUCAAGCACUCCUUCAAAGCUACCGGACGGUCAUCUUGAUAACAGAAAAGCCAAGAUUUUGAUUAGAAAACUGAUGAGCAUGCCUGAGGCCGCAAUAUUCUUACAGCCAGUCGACCCCAUAUUGCAUGGUUGUCCAACGUAUCUGGAUGAGAUCAAGCAUCCGAUGGACUUCUCUACAAUAAACAGGAAGUUGGACGAGAAAAAGUACGAGAAUGGCGAUCAAUUCAUCGGAGAUAUAGAACAAAUAUUUAAGAAUUGCAGACAAUUCAAUGGUCCUGGUGAGACAAGUAUGUUGACUGCGCAGACUUGCGACCCAGUGGAGAGAGCUUUGAGGAAAGAGUGGAAGAUACUAAUGACGCCGAAGAUCCCGCACAAUGAAAAGAGGAGCUUGCUAUCGAUGAUGAAAGUAUGGUACAAGAAUGAGCAUGCUUUCUGGUUCUUACAGCCGGUUGAUCCAAUUGCAUUGGGUAUUCCAAAUUAUAACGAAGUAAUACCUAAAGAGAACAUGAGAGAUCUGUCUUUGAUACAGACGAAACUGGAAAAAGAUCAAUAUCCGUCGGUGGAUGCGUUUGAGGGUGAUAUAAAGUUAAUGACGCACAACGCAAUACUUUACAAUGGAGCAGAUGCGCCUGUUUCAUUAUCAGCCAAGGCAUUGGAGAAGAUGGCAGUGAGCAAUCUGAAUGACUUUAGGAAUAGAUACAACACGAUGAGUCCUCAGCCUUCGCAUAAGCGAGCUUCAUCGAGUAUUUCAGAUACACGCAGCAACAAAAAGAGUAGAAACAAUUAA
Molecule: messenger RNA, 5580 nt
Organism: Wallemia ichthyophaga EXF-994
Lineage: Eukaryota; Fungi; Basidiomycota; Wallemiomycetes; Wallemiales; Wallemiaceae
Product: Transcription initiation factor TFIID subunit 2
Exons: 7
Coding region: 1-5580 (1859 amino acids)
Biological process (GO): transcription initiation at RNA polymerase II promoter
Cellular component (GO): transcription factor TFIID complex
Molecular function (GO): chromatin binding; transcription cis-regulatory region binding; zinc ion binding
Source: RefSeq, a predicted model, not a curated record